Pseudozyma hubeiensis SY62 is the source of this 2067-nucleotide messenger RNA. RefSeq lists its product as hypothetical. Gene Ontology annotation, molecular function: DNA binding. Lineage: Eukaryota; Fungi; Basidiomycota; Ustilaginomycetes; Ustilaginales; Ustilaginaceae. Gene Ontology annotation, biological process: transcription by RNA polymerase III. The transcript has a single exon. Bases 1 to 2067 code for a protein of 688 amino acids. Gene Ontology annotation, cellular component: RNA polymerase III complex. The record is from RefSeq and is a predicted model, not a curated record.
AUGCGGAAAGAUGCGGUCGUUGGCACCGUGAAAAAGCGGUCAAAGCGAGAAGCUGGAAAGUGGAGCAAAGUGACACUCAACCCCCGAUUCGCUUACAUUUCCUUCUCACUUUUGCUGCAUCAUCUUUAUCGAUUGAAAAGGAAAAGAGGUGCUGUAAAACCUUCCCAUUUUCGUCUCUUUGGCUUUGUUGGGUCGUGCCUACACGAAAUCUCUGUCCGAUCCAACGCAGAUCGGGCGAGUCUCCGGAAGUCGGCCAUCAACCGCGAAGGUCUCGAGAUUUUUUCUCGAGAGAGACCAUCUUCUCAGACCAACACGAGGAACAGUGCUUCUACACUUCACAGUUCAACGUUCUUUCUCGCAGCGAGGUUGCAGCCCAUCAUGUCAGACCCAUCGCAGCAGCCUUCGGGCUCAUCGUCCGCCGGGCAGGAUGCCACGUCCUCAGGUCGACCUGCGCAGCCCGCACGACCCCUUCGAGGCGCAGCUUCUCUUCGCGGCGCAGCAUCUUUACGAGGAACACCCGGCCGAGGAGCUUCCACCUCCUCGAGCGCAUCCAUGGUUCCAUCUCGUUCAUCCUAUGCAUCUUCUGGAAGCGCUGCGGGCUCUGCUGGACCAGGCUCCGGUGUUCGCAUGCAGUUUCGUCCCGUCAUGCCACAGCGUCGCAAGGCUUCCGAAUCGCCCGCACCCACCUCGUCCAACACAGUCGAAUCAUCCACGGCCUCUCCCCUCUCCGUUCCAUCCAGCUCGACGUCUAGUCGCGGUGGUAGAGGUCGAGGUCGAGGUGGUGCACGUCCACCACGUCAGCAGACUCAGAUGACGGCCUCGGGUCCCUUUGCGCUCGGCCCUUCUGCUCGCUCCACCGCAAAGAAGGUCGCUCCCAUCGGACCUGGCGGUUCAAGUCUAACUGCAGCAGAGAGCGUCGACUCGAGUCGUAGCAACACCCCCAAGGCCGAUCCCGAUCGUGCAUCUUACCGCAACCCGGACAAACUCAAGGAUGCAGAGCAGUACUCGGAUCCAGAGGAUGGUGGGGUCGAGAUUGUCGACCUCGACGAGGUGCAUGUUCUCGACGAGCUCGCACCGCGUGCGCUCCCUCGUGUCGCAGAAAAAGAGAGCAAGAAGGACAAGCAAAAAGCAGCAGAUGCUCGACAGAAGAAAAUGGACGGCCGUAUCCGCAAGGACGAUCGCGAUGCUAAGGGCGCUAUUCGAGUGAAAUCCGAAGACCCCGACGACAUGAUGAUCGACCUAGAUCCCACUGCGUCGUCGACCUUGAACGGUACUUCCACCGCCAUCUCAAGCGCAUCACCAACACCGCAACCUGCUGACACGUCGAGGAUCAAUACCGCCGACGCGCUCGAUCUGUCCGAAAGCGAAGGCGAAGAGCUCAUGGAUGACCUUGUCGACGACUUUGUUUUCCACGAUCAAGAUGAUAUCGGUCCCGAAAACCUUCUCUACCUGUUUCAGUUCCCGCAGCUGUUUCCGAAGUUCAAGGCGCCGAAGGAAGUCAAAGGUACCGCAAAAGCUGCAGCAGCUUCUGCUUCCGAGACAGCGGCCAAACGGCGCAGUGUGUCUUUCGCAGCGGGAACCACUGGCGGUGCCGGUCAGGCUGGCAAAGACGACCUUCCCAGCAGCUCCGAGAUCGACUCUGACGACUCUUCCGGUGUAGACUCGGACACGGAGGACAAGAAAGACUCGAAACUCUUUUCCUCCACUUCCUUCUCCGCAGAAGGUCUCGUCGGCAAGCUGAACGUAUACCGCGAUGGACGAGUUUUCCUUCGAUUCGGCGACGACCUAGUCAUGGAAGUCACCGGUGGAUCUCAGAGCACCUUCCUGCAGCAAGUCAUGCUGUUGGAUCCCUCAAAUCGUACGGCGACAAGCCUGGGUGAACUGCACAGGAAGUUUAUCGUCAGCCCCGAAAUCGACUGCAUGUUGAAUGACAUCAGUCUGCACGAUGCGAAACAGAGGGAGAAGGAGGAUGCAAGGAGAAAGAGGGAGGAGGAGAAGGCCGAGGCUGAUAGAUUGAAGUACGGCGGUGGAGUCGGGAGCGGGUUCGGUGGUCUAGGCGGGAGGUAG